Colletotrichum orchidophilum is the source of this 978-nucleotide messenger RNA. RefSeq lists its product as uncharacterized. The transcript has 2 exons. The record is from RefSeq and is a predicted model, not a curated record. Lineage: Eukaryota; Fungi; Ascomycota; Sordariomycetes; Glomerellales; Glomerellaceae. The annotation marks the transcript as partial.
CAUGACCAGAACUUUGCACGCUAUUCACAGCCGUUCCGCUUCCUAGACUUGCCCCCUGAGCUUCGUUCCAAAAUCUACGAAACCGCCGUUGUUUGUCAAGACGUUGUUAGAGUUGCCAAGCCCCCUCACAAGGAUACUUGUGCCUGCAGGAAACAGCUCACCAUCGCUCGCCAUCAAAAUGGUGUGGGUGUGAAUCCAGACAAACGUCCUGUCGCAGAGCUUCUUCGGACUUGCAAGAAGAUUCGCCACGAGACGUCAGGAAUGUUUUUUAACCACAAUACCUUUGGAUUGCAUGACCUUAAGACACUCGUUUUGUGGCUCGAGGUCAUAGGUUCUGCCAACCGAGCAGUUCUGAGAACUCUUACGAUCGAGCGGGACUGCAGUGCUGACCUGCGCAUUCGUCGACCGAUGUGGAUGGUAGGGCACACAUCCAAUUUCUACACCUCGGAUCCAACCGCUCCCCGCGGCGACCCAUACCGGAUAACCACGACCAGAGUCGGCGAGCUCCUCUCCGAAUCCUUCCUUCUCGAAACCUUGCAGCUACCAUGCAAUUACAACUUCUGGCAGCUCCCGCCCCUGACGAUCCAUCGGAGCGAUACAGAAUAUGUGGUUGGGGAAGUCAAUAUUGCGCGCCGUAUUGCAGAGACUCUAGUAGAAGAUUUUGCGCCGUUUUUCCAAAACAGCUUGCUGCUUGGCAGAAGCGCCGAGCAACUCUCAAGGGUAAUUAUCGUUGUAAUAAUCAACAGGAAAGACUACUUUAUGUCGCCGAAUUCGGACUCCGAGGAUGAUUGGUAUAGGUCAGAGGAAACGUCAGGACACUUGAACAUACUACUUCAACAACUCCAACAUAAGCUCAGAGAUUCAGGCGAUGGUGUUCCUGCCACGUCGAGUACGACAGGCUUGCAACGUAAGGCUCACACUGAGGAAGGCGGUAUCCGAGAAAAGGACGGUCGAAGCAUUCUUCAAGGGCAAUCAUAA